This is a messenger RNA of Gryllus bimaculatus (two-spotted cricket), 474 nucleotides long. The record is from the annotation of a GenBank genome assembly. NCBI's taxonomy places the organism in Eukaryota, Metazoa, Arthropoda, Insecta, Orthoptera, Gryllidae.
AUGGCACACCUAAACUCGUACGUGAAUAAAAUUGGGCGCAUGACGUGCAAAAGCUCACGAGCCAUCUCUCUCUCUAAACGCGCUCUCUCUUGUGUUGCCCCCGCAGGCGUGCCGCAGCUGGACCUGACGGGGCUGGUUGGCGAGACGGUGCGGUUGCCCUGCAAAGUGGACACGGAGACUUGCGGCGACAUGCACAGCAUCAAGUGGUACAGGGGCUCGUCUCGCAUCUACGUCUUCAGCGAGAUGUCGAACAUCGCCCACGCCGAAGGAGACUACACCGCUAGUUUUAAAAUAAGAUGUGACCGGCGGCAUUUUGCUAAUAAGCGCAACAGGAAGUUUUGUCUUUUUGUACACGCAGCAAAGAGCAAUCUCAAGUCUAACUUUCGCUCAGUGAAGUUGCUUGAAGAUUCGCGCAAGACCUUUCUGAAGGAAAGUGGCCACAGAAAGCAGAAACGUGGAGCACUUUCUUCUUAA